UUGCCCGCAGAGGUAAUCCAGCCUCCCUUCUACUUCGUGCACAUCUAUCCGCGUUUGAUUUCCUGGUUCCAGCGCCACAAGCUUGAUUUUUUCCCUCGGGCAGAUCUUCCCACUUUUUCACUCGUCCCUCCGAUCAUUCGCCUACAUUGGCUCCAUUCACCUUGAAGCCAAUUCUUCCACACCCGCCGCUCUCGCCUGGCUCUUGCCUUGAAGCAGACGCAUCCUCCAUCCUCCACCACAUCGACCGUUCUCCUGCCACAAUUCUUCUGCUCGGAUCCAAUUGGCACUUCCCAGGUACAGUAGAUAAACCUUCUGCCGUCAGUGCGUCAACCUUCCCUUCUCCUCCACACCUCUCUCCUCCCCUGUCAUCAACCUCGCCUUUAUCAUCCUCUCUCUCCUACGACUUCUCACGCAAUCCCUUACACAGGUAGUCGUGCAUCAUCUUACCAGCCGCACCCUUUACGUCGCGUAACCCUCACUCCACAUCAACCAACGACGCCUUCGUCACUUCAGAUCUCUACACAAUGAAGACUGUCAUUACUGCCGCCAUUGCCUUCGCGGGUCUCUCUCUUGCGCAGAGCCUCGACAGCUUGCCACAAUGCGGUCAACUCUGCAUCAAUAACAUGCUUGGGCAAGCCACCAACUUGGGCUGCGAUUCCAGCAACGAUCCUGCCUGUCUCUGCUCGAGCGCAGACUUUGGCUACGGCAUUCGUGACUGCGCUAUUCAGGCAUGCCCCAGUGGUACAGAUCUCGGAUCUAUCAUUCAGUAUGGACUUGACUAUUGUGCUGCUGCUAGUGGAAACAACGGCGCAACCUUUAGUGCAACUGACGCUUUGACCGCUGCUGGAACCGCAACCGGUGCUGUGGGCAGUCUAUCUGGUAUUACUGGAGCCACUGAGACUGCAACUGGCGGUGCUGGCGGCGCGUCUUCAGCCCCAGUCUCAACCGAGGCUGUCGUCACCACCAUUGUCAGCGAUGGCAGUACCAUCACUAGCACCAUUGGUAGCACCACCAUCUUCAGCGAAGCCACUGGUGCCGCUGGCGCUGCUUCCUCGGCCAUUAGCACUGAGGCAAUCGUGACUACUAUUGUCAGCGACGGAUCAACCAUCACCAGCACUAUUGGCAGCACCACGCUGUUCACUGAAAUCAGUGGAGCGGCAAGCUCUGCCUCUGGCGCUGCUUCCUCUGCAUUGUCUGGAGCCUCUUCAGCCGCCUCUGGUGCCGCGACCAGUGCUUCUGGUGCAGUGACCUCUGCCACAGGUGCCGCUGGUACAGCAGCCAGUUCUGCUACAGGUGCUGCUGGAUCUGCAGCCACCUCUGCUACUGGCGCAGCUGGUUCCGCUGCCACCUCUGCUACUGGUGCAGCUGGUUCUGCUGCUAGCUCUGCCACAGGCGCUGCUGGGUCUGCGGCCAGUUCUGCAUCCGGUGCUGCAGGAUCCGCAGCCAGCUCCGCGACUGACAAUGCUGCCAUGCCGCAAAUCACUUUCGCCGCUCAGGGCGUGGCUGGUCUCGCCGGUCUCGCCGCUGUGAUGUUGCUCUGAUACACCGACUACGAGUGGAUCGCCGCAGGAGCUUCUUGUACGAUUUAUUUUCCACAUUACUGUUGAUACCCCAUAUCAAGACGGGCGUUACUUUGCAUGAUGGGCCAAAAGGAAACACAUACGUCUGUCAUUCAGGGCAUGCAUGCAACGUUUCUGCGCUUUCUAAGCAUUUCAGGAAGCUUGACAAUGCUUGAUGGGUUCUCAAAACCGCGGCAAAGGUCACGCCAUUAAACAUGAUAGGCAUUGAGCUCUAAUAGGUCCAUAGAAGGGCUGAUAGUUAAUACAGGAGAGUACUGAACAUCUGUAACAUGCUCGAUAAGACGUGAAUGUGAGAUGCCUCGGAUACUAUAG
Exophiala mesophila is the source of this 1892-nucleotide messenger RNA. RefSeq lists its product as uncharacterized. The transcript is spliced from 5 exons. Lineage: Eukaryota; Fungi; Ascomycota; Eurotiomycetes; Chaetothyriales; Herpotrichiellaceae. Bases 525 to 1541 code for a protein of 338 amino acids. The record is from RefSeq and is a predicted model, not a curated record.